AACAAGUCCCGCUCCUGCAAGCGGUGUCAGGACAAGUUGCAUCUCGAGCAGCAAAUCAGUGCUUACUUCAUUCCUGAAAUGGAUUCUUUCUGUCUGCGGUCAUUGGAAAGUAAUCUCCGCAAAGACCGCCAUCCAGAUGUUACAAGGACAGUGCACAAUAUGUCUCGCAAUGAGACUCGGGACAUGUUCAUGGCAAGACACUUGGAGGAAUUAGAAAAGAGUGGGACUGGAAAAUUCACAUCUAUGAAAAAAAGGGGAUCAGACCAGAUCCAGUGGCGCUGUGAAAGAGGCAAUAAAUGUAAAGGGAAGUCAAGCGGAGAUCCCCUGACCACAAAGGCCAACGGCUGUGGAGCCUAUGUCUCGUUUACAUUUGUGAGCAAAAAUACCUUCAACAACUGCAUUGUGCGCCUAAUGAACAGACACUCAGGACAUGACCUCAGUAAUCCCCAGGAGGAUCAUUCCAAUCAGAUCAACAGUGAUUUGAUUGCCUACACUCAUACCUGCUUUCAGCUGGGAGACUCAGAUGCAGAAAUCCUGCUUAAAUGCAAAGAGUGGGUGAAGGCCCAGGGAAAGAAGGGUCGCACAGAUCUGCAGUACUUAGUUACUCCUAAGAACAUAACACUAUUAAAAAAGAGCUUUCAGUCACAGAACAGAAUAGAUGUUGCUGGCAGUGAUUGCGCUUCUGUCGAUCGACUCGUCAAAACAGAGUUGAAAGACCAAAUUAUUUUCUAUCAACCUUUUUCACACAGUGAGAAACAGUCACUGGUUAUUGUUUUAAGUUCACCCUGGCAAAUUGAACAGUUAAAAAAAUAUGGCCCUGAGAUGAUAUAUCUUGAUGCUACAAACAAGGGUGUCACACAAUAUGGAUUUGCAUUCUAUGCUGUAGCCAUAAAUUCAGACGAAGGUCGGGGCGUGCCUGUUGCCUUCUUUAUCUUGAGCGAGGAGUCAUCACAAUACUUGUCACUAUGUUUGCAGAAGUUGCAAGAAGCUGCCGGCCCAUUUCAGCCAAGGUAACUAGUCUAA
Molecule: messenger RNA, 1023 nt
Organism: Plectropomus leopardus (leopard coralgrouper)
Lineage: Eukaryota; Metazoa; Chordata; Actinopteri; Perciformes; Serranidae
Molecular function (GO): zinc ion binding
Source: RefSeq, a predicted model, not a curated record